This is a messenger RNA of Ceutorhynchus assimilis (cabbage seed weevil), 1500 nucleotides long. NCBI's taxonomy places the organism in Eukaryota, Metazoa, Arthropoda, Insecta, Coleoptera, Curculionidae. The record is from the annotation of a GenBank genome assembly.
CUAUUACCGAGCCACCAGCGGCAAUAUAAUUUUUACAGUCGGCACACACUUGCUGCAAGUUUGGUACCUAACUUUUUUUAACGACAAGAAAUUGUUAAUUGAGUUUUUAUUUUCAAAACAUUACUAGUGUAAUAGGUAAAACGAGCAGUUGAAGGUUUAAAAAUGGGAGAAAAUCACGGGUUAUUGGUAGUGCGGUAAGAAUGAAGUUUUAUGUGGUAUUUUGGGAGAUUUUCCUGUGCAUUUGAUCAGAAAAAUUUACUUCAUAAAAAAAUGGACUUCCCGAGUACCGGAGCUGUGGAAAUACACAGGAAACCUUUGACGCCGAUACGUACGAGAAGAAAACUGAGUAUUCCUGUGGUACUGCCUCAACAUUUAUCAAGCCUCAACGAUCCUCAGGCAGCUUUUAGAAGAAGAUUCAGCAACGUAGGAGACGCUGUAACCAGAAAACUAUCGACUACAAUUGGUUGGAGAGCUGCUUCAAUAUUAAAUGUAAAUCCUCCAGAAGAAGUUGUAGCAGUAGGCCGAGCUUUGUGCACCCUCUACAUAAGAACCAGACUGAAAAAAGCUGGACUAUUUAACAAGAAACUGGGUCUGACAAGAGUUAGAAGUGCAAUGGGGAGUUUGGUGAGCUGUAGCAACACUGUCAGAGAAGUUUUUCCAGGUUUGUCGUGUGCCUGUCAAGAGCUGGAAAGGAUGUAUCCAAAGUUGUACACGAAUAUAUCCAGGCAUACUGGGCCUCCGCCAGCGGAAGGUCAUGUCGGGGUGCUUUUGGCUCUGGGACAUCACAUAUUGAGGUCUGAACCGACUUGGGGAAAGGUUGUCUCAAUCUAUUGCAUAGCAGCCGGAUUGGCGCUGGACAGCGUCAGACAAGGACAAAGCGAACAACUACACGUCAUUUUAGAGGACAUGUCCGAACUAUUGGAGGACAGAAUGGCGAAUUGGGUUCACUGCAAUGGAGGCUGGAAUGGUUUGAGCAAACAUUGUCGGCAAAAGAUCCAAGAAGUCUCCAUAACCGAAUACUUUACUGUAUUUGGUACAGUGGCCGUUAUACUUGUAGUUGCUUAUUUUAUAGUGCGAUUUACUGUAAGAUUUGCUUAAAAUUAGUGCACUCAAUUGUAAUAUCGUUUAUUUAUUUGUACUUAUAUUAUUUAUUAUUAGUUUUUUUAAUGUUUUUUUUUUAUCUAAUUGCAAAAUUGUUGUUGAAAGAGUUAUUGAGUAAUGCUAUAAGAUAAUAUCUAGCUUUUUCAAACAUCAGAAUGAAGCUUCCUAAACUUAUGACACACUAAGUCAAAAUUUUGAGGAGCUAAUAAUCUGCUAAAUUACACUACAAGUGUUGUAAAUAUGGAUAAGUAUACGUUGAAAAAUUGUACUUUAUGAACAAAAUUGUCUCAUAAAAUGAAAAAUAAAAAGUCCUCAAUCAUCAUACCAUCAAUUAAAAAACCUCGAUAAAUAUUAUCAUCCAAAUUUCAUCGGUUUAAAGAGCGCCGCCGAGAACCGGGC